Molecule: messenger RNA, 945 nt
Organism: Ordospora colligata OC4
Lineage: Eukaryota; Fungi; Microsporidia; Ordosporidae
Product: putative TFIIF-interacting CTD phosphatase
Exons: 1
Coding region: 1-945 (314 amino acids)
Source: RefSeq, a predicted model, not a curated record
AUGUGUUAUGGAAAAAGUAUAUUAAAAACAUUAACUGAGAGAGCCAAUAAGCAAAGCAUGCCUGGAAUAACGCCUAUGCUCAUAUCGCUAGGUAUUGGAAUUAGUGUCCUUGGAAGAAGGCAAUAUUUAGAUGUAGAUGAUAGAACUUGUAUAACUGGAUAUAUAAAAAGAGCAGGAAAACGUGUUUGGAAUAUGAUGUCAGGAGAAGAAGAUGCAGUUGUAGCCAUUCCCAAACAAGAGCAAAAUAGGCCUGUAUUGGUGUUUGAUAGUUCGAACCUUUUGCUGAACAAAAAGUUUUUGCCUUUCAAGAUGGACUUUUUUGUCUCUAGAAGAGCAUUUACUGACGUUUUUCUGUUUCAUGCUGCACAUCUUUAUGAGCUGAUUCAUGUGUCUGAGUCAUCGACGCUGUUUGAUAAGAUGAUGAUGCAUAAAAUGGACCCGUAUGGAUGCAUUUCAUAUAAGGUUUAUUGCAAGGACAAGCAGAGGUUUGAAGGGAAACACUUAAACAGGUCGUUAGAAAAGGUUGUAGUGGUGUGCACUAAGGACGAUGAGUAUCACAAGGACUUUUCACAGAACGUUCUUAAGUUGAAUAAAUGGAGCGGAGAACCUGAGAUGGGAUUAUUUGGAUUACUAAACUUUUUGCAUAGCUUAUAUUUUUCAGGCAUAAACGACUUUAGACCAACAUUAAUGUCAUAUACAGGGAAAGAUUUCCACGAGGCGUUUGAGAAAGUCCAGAAAGCGGUUUUUGUGAGUAGAAACAUGUUUUCAUGGAACACAGGAAGGAAGUAUGAAGGAAGAGUAGAGGAAAUCAACAGAUGUAGGAUCAAUGACUAUGAAUCUGCAAGAAAAGUAAUGGACAAGGAUGUAAAUAAUGUCAAUUCCGAUGAAGGUUUGCUAUCUGUUUUUGGAUCGAUUAUGAACCUUGUAGUUAGAGUAUUCUUAUGA